Poecilia latipinna (sailfin molly) is the source of this 1664-nucleotide messenger RNA. RefSeq names its product collagenase 3-like. The transcript is spliced from 10 exons. The record is from RefSeq and is a predicted model, not a curated record. Gene Ontology annotation, cellular component: extracellular matrix. NCBI's taxonomy places the organism in Eukaryota, Metazoa, Chordata, Actinopteri, Cyprinodontiformes, Poeciliidae. Bases 17 to 1471 code for a protein of 484 amino acids. Gene Ontology annotation, molecular function: zinc ion binding; metalloendopeptidase activity. Gene Ontology annotation, biological process: extracellular matrix organization; proteolysis; collagen catabolic process.
AACUCAGGAAAGAAGGAUGAAGUCUCUCGGUGUCUAUGUGCUACUAGGCCUCGCAGCCGCAGUCUACUGUGUGCCUGUCUCCAAAGUAACGGUGCAAGAUGAAGGUUUUGCAAAGGGUUACCUGAAGAGAUUCUUCAACCUGACAGAGGAGAAAGACCCGUUGUCUCGGAAAGGAGCCGACCGAAUGAGCAAGAAGCUGAGUGAGAUGCAGAAAUUCUUUGGUCUCCGGAUAACAGGCACUCUGGACGACAACACCCUGGAGAUGAUGAAGAAGCCCCGCUGUGGCGUCGCAGAUGAAAACAUUGCCCAAUAUUCGACUUUUGGAGAUGGCCUCAAGUGGAACAAAAACACCGUCACAUACAGGAUUGUGGACUACACCCCCGACUUGUCUCAGGCAGAGGUGGAUGACUCCAUUCGAAGAGCUCUGGAGGUUUGGGCCAAAGUCACUCCUCUGACGUUCACAAAACUUACCAGUGGCACGGCUGACAUCAUGAUCUCCUUUGCUCGCCUAUCACACGGUGAUAAUUACCCCUUUGACGGGCCUGACGGGACCCUUGCCCACGCCUUCGCUCCUUCUCCUGACAUCGGAGGGGACGCUCACUUUGACGAUGACGAGACCUUCACAUUUCGCUCAAGCACAGGCUACGUCCUCUUCCUGGUCGCUGCCCAUGAGUUCGGCCACUCUCUGGGCUUGUCCCACUCUGAGGAUCGCUCUGCUCUCAUGUACCCUCUGUACUCAUACAAAGACCCAGACACCUUUGUUCUGCCCCAGGAUGAUGUCAGAGGCAUCCAGUCGCUUUAUGGUUCAAAUCCUUCUGGAGACACCACAACAACUACAACAGGUUCAAGUCCUUCUGGAGACACCACCACAACUACAACUCAGGCUCCCACCAUCCCUGAUGUCUGCAGCUCACCUGUGGAGUUUGACGCUGUCACCACCUUGAAAGGAGAAAUGUUUUUCUUCAAGGACAGCUACCUGUGGCAUAGCAGCUCCCAGAGCAGCACACCCCAAAAAAGUCUCAUCUCAAGCUUCUGGCCCAACGCCCCAACAAGCGUAGAUGCUGCUUACGAGAACCCAGGGACUGGCAACGUCUUACUUUUCAAAGGUUCUAAAGUAUGGGCCUUCUCUGGAACCCAGCCGGUACCGGGCUACCCGAAGUCCCUCUCUGAAUUCGGUCUGCCAAGAUUUAUGACGAAAAUCGACGCUGCUUUUCACAGUGCUCGGUCUGGGAAAACCUACCUGUUCUGGGGGGGCUACUUCUACUUGACUUACGAUGAAAGCAGAAGGGCUGUGGAAUCGUUGUCCUGGGUGAGCCAGACGUUUUCUGGAAUAAACAACAAGGUGGCAGCAGCCACCGAGAAAGAAGGUUAUGCUCACAUCUACAGUGGCCCCUACAUGUACAUGUAUGACCUGGGGAACGGGAAGUUGCUACGUGUGCUGAAGAGCACCUACCUUCUUGGCUGUAAUUAGCUUAAGGCGCUUCAUUUUUGUCAUUUCGUAGCUUUUCAUCUUAUCUAAGAAUGUACUUCAUGUAGAGGUGGUGGGAUAAAAUGUAGGCAUACACUCUUCUGAAUUAAAAAAAUAACCAAAAAUAAUAAGAAAUGUCAUCACUUAGUUGGAGCUGUAAACAUUAUUUGUCCAAUGAAAGUGUGAAUAAAGAAUA